Molecule: messenger RNA, 517 nt
Organism: Arvicanthis niloticus (Nile rat)
Lineage: Eukaryota; Metazoa; Chordata; Mammalia; Rodentia; Muridae
Product: kelch-like protein 1
Biological process (GO): dendrite development
Cellular component (GO): dendrite; cytoplasm; neuronal cell body
Molecular function (GO): protein binding
Source: RefSeq, a predicted model, not a curated record
GUUGACAGCAACCAAUCAUUCAUUGACACCUCAAAGUGAUUUGGACUCCAGUAGCUCUGAAGAAUUCUAUCAAGCUGUUCACCAUGCUGAGCAAUCAUUUCGAAAGAUGGAGAAUUAUUUAAAGCAACAGCAGCUCUGUGAUGUCAUCCUGAUAGUUGGGAAUCGAAAGAUACCUGCUCAUAGGCUUGUUCUGAGUUCUGUCUCUGACUAUUUUGCUGCCAUGUUUACAAGUGAUGUCUGUGAAGCCAAGCAAGAGGAGAUCAAGAUGGAAGGCAUAGACCCAAAUGCACUCUGGGAUCUUGUGCAAUUUGCAUAUACAGGUUGUUUGGAAUUAAAAGAAGACACGAUUGAAAACCUCCUUGCAGCUGCGUGCCUUCUCCAGCUCCCUCAAGUGGUUGAAGUGUGUUGUCACUUCCUCAUGAAACUUCUGCAUCCAUCCAACUGUUUAGGAAUCCGGGCAUUUGCAGAUGCUCAAGGAUGUAUUGAAUUAAUGAAGGUGGCACACAGCUAUACCAUG